UCCCCUUACACCCGGACGGCCUGCUCUGAGGAAGCCGCUCCGCCGGAGCUGCGAUGGGGAUUUGAACGCACGUCCGCGCAGAAGACAGCGCCGCACGGCCCGGCUCAGAGCGCAGCGGGCGGGUCCGCGUCACGGUGUGGAUGUGAACUGAUCGGCCUGCUGACUGAGCGCUUGGUUCGGUGCUCGGAGCUGGAGGCCGGGAGCAGGACAGCGUCUGCCCGGGCUGGUGCUGCUGUUGGCGGAGUGUCGCCGUCGGUCGGUUCCCGUGGAGAGCGCAGCGGAGCCUGCAGGGACCCGCCGCCGCCGCUCGGUGUGUGUUUGUGCGUUUCUCUCCGCGGCGGUUACACACGUUGCACACGGGAUUAGCUGAUUAACGCUCCGGUACCGGGGAGUUGGAUGUGUGUUUUCCCUCACAGGAGUCACCUGGAGUCCGGGCGGAGAGACGGAGCCGAUGGCGCAACGGUAUGAAGACCUGGCCCACUACGGGCUGGAGGGGGUGGGUGGGGUGUACGGAGACCCUCACCACCAUCACCACCACCAUGCCGCUGCAGCCCGCUCCCUGCAGGCCGUGCACCUGGCUGCUGCCGCCGCUGCUGGCCCCUACCCUCCACACCAGUACGCCCAGUCCACCCACAGCAGCGGCAGCAUGGCCGCCACAGCUGGGGACGCCGUCAAGAGGGACAAAGACGCCAUUUAUGGACAUCCUUUAUUCCCUCUGCUCGCACUGAUCUUUGAAAAAUGUGAAUUGGCGACCUGCACGCCGAGAGAGAGCGGCGUCGCCGGGGGAGACGUCUGCUCCUCGGACUCCUUCAACGAGGACAUCGCCGUCUUUUCCAAACAGAUCCGAUCGGAGAGGCCUUUAUUUUCAUCAAACCCAGAGCUGGAUAACUUGAUGAUCCAGGAGAUCAAACAGUCAGUGGACCUCAGUAAGGAAAAUGCAGACAGAAUGACAGCAGAAGGUGUCCAGAUCUUCACCGCUCUGAAGGAGUCUGUUGAGAGAGGUCAGACCAAUCUCACCAACUCGAUCAAAGAGAAACAGAAAGCAACAGAAAAACAGGCGGAAACUUUCAUCAAACAGCUGGAACAGGAAAUUUCUGAGCUAAAGAAGAGAAGGACGGAAGUGGACCAGUUCUCACACUCUGAAGACCACAUGCAUCUUCUCCAGAGUGUCCAGUCCCUAAAAAUCCACCACCCACCACCAACCAAGAACUGGACAGAUGUUAGUGCCUGUCCAUUUUAUGAGGGGACUUUGGUGGCAGCAUUGACUCAGAUGGAGGAGACACUCAGUACAGAGAUGAGGAAGCUGCUUGAAGCUGAGAUUAAAAGGGUCCAGCAGUAUGCAGUGGAUGUGACCCUUGAUCCUCAUACAGCAAAUCCCUCUCUCAUUCUAUCUGCUGAUGGGAAACGAGUAUAUCAUAGUGAUGUGACGAAAACUCUCCCAGACAAUCCAGAGAGAUUUUCUUCUCAUGCUUGGGUCUCUGGAAAGCAGAGUUUUUCUUCAAGCAGAUUUUACUGUGAGGUUCAAGUUAAAGGAAAGACUAUAUGGACUUUAGGAGUGAUCAGGGAGUCGAGCAGGAGGAAAGGAGAAAUCACUCAGAGUCCCAAGAAAGGUUACUGGAGUAUAUGGAAGAGGAAUGGAAAUAGGUACAAAGCUCUUGAUGACCCUUCAGUCCAUCUCUCUCUGCAGUCUCAGCCUCAGAAGGUGGGGGUGUUUGUGGAUUAUGAGGAGGGUCUGGUCUCCUUUUAUGAUGUAGAUGCUGCAGCUCUUAUCUACUCCUUUACUGGCUGCUCCUUCACUGAGAAACUCUACCCAUUCUUUGGUCCUGGUCUUAAUGAAGGUGGUAGAAACUCUGCCCCUCUGAUCCUCUCUCCUGUCAGAGUAAAGUAAUAACUUAUCUUAGUUCAUAUAUUGAUUGAUUUUGACUGAAUGGGUCACAUUUAGUGGCAAUCCUGUUUAGUUAUACAUCUUAUUUUCUACAAAAAUCUGUUUACUGUAGUUAUUCAUUCACACUUCAUUGAGAGAUUUUAUAUUAUAUGCAUCCCAUUUCAUAUUAAGAGUAUGUCCUAUUACAUAUCUAUAGAGUAUAUAGAAUACAGUAUGUGUCAUUGUCAUACGGGGCAUAACAAGUGAUCAUACAGAAAUAAUCAAUAGAAUAGAUGCAAAAUGUUAUAGUUUGAUCAAAGGGGUUUUGUUUAAUUACUGGUUACUUUGACCAAUUUCUUUAUGAAUGCUGGUAAGAUGGUGUAUGAUUCAAAUGAAUCUGUAAAUGUGUGAUUGUUUUAUAUAAACUGUAAAAUAGACCUUGUGUUCAACAACUAGUUUGAGUACGUAGUGACUGGAGCACCAAACACUCAACAGGAAAGCUUAGUUUCUAUAUAAACUGUAUUUAAUUACAAAAUGCGUUGUGUUCCUGAUGGCCUCUUCACAAAAAAAGCCACCACGUGUUUCACCAGUUGGACUCUCUUUUACUGUGAAUCAGUUACAGGAGGAAAUGUUUGUUAGCACCGACAGUGAUUGAAUACAGUAACGUAGUAGGAGAGUGAACAGUUAGGGUGACAAUGAUCAAUAAGAGAUAAUUAUGAUUGAUUACAUGCUGCAACGUUCACUAUGAAUCCCUCGUGUGUGUAAAGGCAAUCGCCAAUCGAGCACCAGAACUGCAGACUUAUUAUGGCGACCAUAAACAGUAUGUAUGAAAAAUGGGGUUUGAAAUGUCUUUCUGGAUUUGGACCAAAUGGACAGUACAUUAAACCUACCUCCUCUUAAAUGAAUGCUUCCGAUGUUCAGCUGUUAAUAAUUAAAGCUUGUGUUGUGUAAGGACAUUUCUGGUUUUGUGCACAGUACUGUGUGGAUCUACCUGCAGCAGUACUGAUACUGUGUAAACUGAGGAAUGUGAAAUGAACGCUUUGCCAAAAUAAAAAAUAAAAUGUAAUAAAAAAGAAGAA
Molecule: messenger RNA, 2943 nt
Organism: Dicentrarchus labrax (European seabass)
Lineage: Eukaryota; Metazoa; Chordata; Actinopteri; Moronidae
Gene: meis1a
Product: Meis homeobox 1 a
Exons: 5
Coding region: 452-1888 (478 amino acids)
Biological process (GO): brain development; positive regulation of transcription by RNA polymerase II; eye development
Molecular function (GO): DNA-binding transcription activator activity, RNA polymerase II-specific; protein binding; zinc ion binding
Source: RefSeq, a predicted model, not a curated record